GGCUGCUGGUCCGUGAGCGAGUCUCGAUAGGCCGAAUCGCUGCUCCGGUGGGGAAAAUCCCCGCUAAAAGUCACGCUGCGUUUUUCUGCCCCAGAAAAUGACCAGAAAAAGAAACACAAAAGACAGCCGGUCGCCCUUCGCCAUCAUCACCACCACCACAUCCCACCCCUUUCUCGUUGGAAUUCUACUUGGAUUUCUCUUCGAGCAUGUCGACUGCCACUGCUACCCUAUGGAUGUCGGAUAACCGGAUGAUUUUCUCUUUCUUUCCCUCCCGAAUCGAUUGACUCCUUCCCCCAGUCUCCCCGGACAGGCAAAAAGCUUCCCCGCUUAAGAGUCUCGCCGCCACUCACAAUGCAGCCUGAGUCGGAGAAGCCCAAGAGGGCGCCGCGCAAACAUGUCACCACGGCCUGUGUGCCUUGUCGAGAGAGUAAAAUCAGAUGUGACGGCGCUACUCCGCAUUGCAACAACUGUCAGAGGAAAGGUAAAGAGUGCAAGUAUCAACAUGGGGAUGACAAACGAAAGGUGUCUCUUCGCGGUGCCACAGAGCUCUUCUCCGCACGAAUUGAUCAACUAUGUCAAUUCAUCUAUGAUAAUGGUCUAGAACCGCCUCCUAUGAAACCCGAGGACGAAUCGGGCAUGAACCGAGUUCUGGAUACGCUUCAAAUACCUCGCGCACAGGUGAAAAGGAAUGGAUCGGUGGAGGAGAAUAGGCAAAGGUCCGAAUCUCAGCCUAAUGUCGUACCUUCUCCGGGUCAAAGCCCCCCUGCUCUUCCUCCCGCUGUUGAUGGACAGCUGGGUCGGGUGGCUGAAGCUCCACCCGCAGUCUCUUCAGCCUCCCAGAAUGCGUUCACUAAUCCACCAUUCCUUCCCCCUGCGGAGACCAGCCCAGACCCUGUGAAUCCAUUUGGGAUCCCUGCAGGACCGUCUGGGGGCUAUAAUUCCGCCCAUUGGGGUUUCACCCUUCCGACGGCAGAAAGUCUGGAUACCAUUUAUGCCAACAUCAAUGGCGGUGGUAGCUCUAGUCUUCCACAUGAUUCUAGCCUAAGCCCGGAUAGUCUGCAUUUGAGCCAGGACAUAGCGCAGCAACCAGGGGUUCUGCUUGGACAGGCACGAUUCGAGAGAGAAUACGAGUCAGACAGCGGCGAGGAGGAUGAAGCUGAGAAAGACGUCAUUGAACAGCUCUCGAAUCGUAUAGGGACGCUGAAAAUUGCCGGUGAUGGCCACUUGCGAUUCUACGGGGCGACUUCGAAUCUGAAUUUGGUGGAUGUGUCUGCGACGCAGCAACGCCAGCGUCCAGAUGCACGCACCGUCCGCCAUGAUGGACAGGACAUCUUGAACCAUCUGCGGGUCGGACAACCUGUUGAUCAAGCCAUGGAGGACCACCUCAUCGAGCUCUAUUUCACCUGGCAGAAUCCCAGCACGUAUGUGGUAGACAAGGAAAUGUUUAUGAUUGCAAGAUCAAAAUGGAGGAAUGAAUUUGACGAUACCGCGUUCUAUUCAGAGGUACUUACUAACGCAAUGUGCGCUAUUGGAAGUGCAUUUGAAGCACGAUACCAUCCUACAUUCAUUACAUUCCCAAAAUCUCUAUCAGAGUUUUUCGCAGACAGGGCUAAAGCCCUUCUCGAGAUCGAAUUAGACUCUCCAUGUGUCGCCACUGUGCAAGCACUUGUUAUACUAAGUUGCCAUGAAGGGUCUUCAAAUCGUGAUGCUAGAGGAUGGCUCUAUAGUGGCAUGUCUAUGAGACUAGCAUUCGACCUUGGAUUACAUAUUGAUAUGACACCGUAUGUUGAAAAAGGCGACAUCAGUGCCUUCGAAGCCGAUGUUCGUCGAGUAGCAUUCUGGGGAAGCUACACUGCAGACCAUUUCUGGGGCUUCUAUCUUGGAAGACCCUUUCGCAUGAAUGCGGGAGAUAUCACAGUCCCAAAGCCUGCGUCUGACCUAGGAGCAGAGAAGGAAGACACUUGGUAUCCUUAUGGUCUCCAAACAAAAUCAGAUGCAUCUAAUACGGGGUUGAAAAAUCAAAACGAGUUAAUCAGCAGGCAAUUUGCCGUGCUCUGGGAGAUUAUCUCACCUGUUGGCCAUAUUCUUUAUGGUUGUUCCGACAUUUCUCGACACGAUCUCCAGAGACUCUGUUAUAGAGUGACAGAAGAUCUGUUUGCCUGGAAGGCCAACCUGCCUUCAAGUCUUGAGAUUGACCUUGAAAACGAUAAUAUUGCGAUUUUGCCCCAUCUCCUGAUUUUACACAUGCAAUACCACCAAAUUGUCAUUUUCACCCAUCGUCCUUGGGUAUCCAAAAAUUACAUUCAGCCACGUGCUCCACGUCAGGGGCCUGGCUAUCACCAUGCGCGAAGAAUGUGCAUUGAAUCGGCUACGGCCAUUACCCGGAUACUCCAUAUCUACGAAAAGCACUACACAUUCCGUCGGAUGAACAACCAGGUGGUGGCCAUUAUAUUUAGUGCAGCUUUAAUGCUUCUCUAUGUCACCAUCUCGACUUCUCACGCCUCUGCCAAAUCUGGUGGCGACAGCGGCAGCAAUAAUGCGGAAAUGGUUGCGUAUCUAAACCUCUGUUUCCGUGCAUUAGAUGAGCUGGGCCAGUCUUUUGAGAAUGCGAAGAGAACUCGAGAUUUUCUCGUCAGCCUCCAACGAAGAUGGCAAGCUCAUAUGCGCCGAACAGGCUCGGCCACGAAGCGUCAAAUAAGUAACAUGCAGUCAUCCCAACAGCAAACAGGUCCUAUUUCUGAACUAGACAUGUCGAGAAAACGACACCGAGCUUCAAUUACCGCCCCAAACCCCCAUCCAAACAUUCCCCCCUUCCCAAUACCUUCAGUUGCUACACCUGCCCCGGGCAUGACUCCGGGUCCACAGUCACACUCACAACGAAAUAUACACCAAUCAACCGAUCCGCCACAAGCGUUCGGCGCAUGCCAACCCGGCGAUCUAGACUGGAUCCGCAACUCCGACUUGCAAUUACUCUCAGAGGGUCUGGGCGAUACCAAUUUCCCCCCAUUGGGAACUACAACUUCAUACGCAGAGGGAGGCCAGGGAUUACCAACUCUUGCUGAUAUUGAGCCAUGGUGGGAGUCGCCGAAUGGUAAUGGUUUUGGGGGAUCUUCUCUAUAGAAAUAAGUAAUGCUAACUUUGCUGGGACAAUUGCGUUUUAUAGAGGGAAGGGAUAGAGGAAUUGGUGUUUGUGGGCAGGAUCAAUUCUAUCUCAUGAAUUUAGACGACUAAAUGAUAUAAAAUUUAGAUGAUGAUACCAUUUUUUGGUCUCUUGUCAUGAAUAUUUUCUGUCGAAGUAGGGUAGCUGGCAAAGAGAAGAAACAACUUUUAUGGUGGAU
Aspergillus wentii DTO 134E9 is the source of this 3338-nucleotide messenger RNA. RefSeq names its product transcription factor domain-containing protein. Bases 352 to 3120 code for a protein of 922 amino acids. The transcript is spliced from 8 exons. NCBI's taxonomy places the organism in Eukaryota, Fungi, Ascomycota, Eurotiomycetes, Eurotiales, Aspergillaceae. The record is from RefSeq and is a predicted model, not a curated record. Gene Ontology annotation, biological process: regulation of DNA-templated transcription; DNA-templated transcription. Gene Ontology annotation, molecular function: zinc ion binding; DNA binding; DNA-binding transcription factor activity, RNA polymerase II-specific.